AUGGCUGAUGAGAACAACCCCCAGGCGGUCGAAGCGACCAAAGUCGAUGAGACGCCCAUCUCUCACCCCAACGCUGCCCGUCGCAACUCACUCGAGAAGCAGCUGGCCCAGCGCCCAGACCGCGCAGAGCUCGUCGAGAAGAACAUCCUGCCGGCUACAACUGCUGCCCCGGCACUUGUCGAAAAGCAGAAGGAGCUCGAGAAGCACAUGCGUGCUGACUCCCUCAACGACAAGAUUGCACACCGGCCGUCCCCGGAAGAACUGAUAAAGAAAGGGGUGCUCAACCCUGAUGAGGAUCCACGGUCACCCGAGGAGAAGUACAAGGAAGCCAUCGAGGACGAGUACGCAAAGCGGGAGGGUGGUGCCUGA
Molecule: messenger RNA, 369 nt
Organism: Diaporthe batatas
Lineage: Eukaryota; Fungi; Ascomycota; Sordariomycetes; Diaporthales; Diaporthaceae
Exons: 3
Coding region: 1-369 (122 amino acids)
Source: RefSeq, a predicted model, not a curated record